Bipolaris victoriae FI3 is the source of this 807-nucleotide messenger RNA. RefSeq lists its product as hypothetical. NCBI's taxonomy places the organism in Eukaryota, Fungi, Ascomycota, Dothideomycetes, Pleosporales, Pleosporaceae. The record is from RefSeq and is a predicted model, not a curated record. Gene Ontology annotation, molecular function: catalytic activity. The transcript has 6 exons. The coding region runs from base 1 to 807 and encodes 268 amino acids.
AUGAGUCCCAACUUCCAGUGCCUAAUACGAUUCAAGUCGUCAAGCGGAGAUACGUUCUAUGGCGAGCUCGGAACCGAAAUAGACGCUACACGUGACAACCUGAUUGGACUUGGUGUUCCCGUUCUAAGCCCGGUACCAGCAACACCUAUCUUCCAGUGUGUCGUGAUCAAUUACAAGACGCACAUAGGCGAAGUUGGGCUUUCCGCGGGCGACUAUCCUGUAAUAUUCACCAAGUCACCCGAUGCAUUGGCCGGUCCUUAUGACGAGAUCCCGAUCAAUGAUGCAUGUAAGCUGAUAGACUACGAGGCAGAGCCGAGUUUCAUCAUCGGAAAGGACUGCAAGAAUGUCAAGGACCGAGCAGAAGCGCUUUCCUGCAUUCUGGGCUACACGUGCGGCAAUGACGUAUCUUCGCGCUUUUGGCAGAUGCCUGAAGGAUCGGGAAACCAGCAUGGAUCUGCCAAAUUGUUUGAUAAAUUCGCCCCUCUCGGUCCGACGAUCCUGCAUCCUUCGAUGGUGGAUGAGAAGCUGGGACUCCGCAUUCGCACAUUUGUCAACGGUGAAGUGCGACAGGACGCACGUACGACCGACCUUGUGUUUGUUGCAGCGGACAUCAUUUGUCAUCUAACCCGGGGCACUACCUUGCGAAAAGACACGGUGGUUAUGACGGGUACGCCUGGUGGAGUUGCAGCGUUUAUGAAGCCUCCUAAAUGGUCGAGUGAUGGUGACGUUGUCGAAAUCGAUAUUGAGGGUAUAGGACGGAUGAGGAACACAAUGAGGAAGGAUGCGGGAGACAUCCAGGGUAAGUAA